This is a messenger RNA of Ctenopharyngodon idella (grass carp), 2020 nucleotides long. RefSeq names its product dehydrogenase/reductase (SDR family) member 13a, duplicate 3 (gene dhrs13a.3). The transcript is spliced from 5 exons. Lineage: Eukaryota; Metazoa; Chordata; Actinopteri; Cypriniformes; Xenocyprididae. The record is from RefSeq and is a predicted model, not a curated record. Bases 138 to 1094 code for a protein of 318 amino acids.
AAACCGGAAGCUGUCACUGGCAGUUACGAAAACUUAAAAACACGAUAACAGUCGGGAGAAAGCAACGGAGCAAAACAUGUACUCCUGAACUUUUGAAAAUUUGUGACAUCUCUUAACUGACGCGGUCAAAGGACAUAAUGUCUGUCCUGUUGUCAGUGCUGGCGGGUGUUUUGGCUGUAUAUAUACUGCUUUAUUACAGCGUGUUUAAAGGAGCCAGAUUUAAGAGCAGCGUCACGUUAAAGGGAAAAACAGCAAUUGUUACAGGGAGUAACACAGGCAUUGGCAAACCCACAGCUUUGGAUCUGGCCAAAAGAGGGGCCCGAGUGAUCCUCGCCUGCCGAAACAAACAGAAAGCUGAAGCUGCAGUUUAUGACAUAAGAAAGGAAAGUGGGAACUCCGAGGUACUGUACAUGCAUCUGGACCUGGCCAGUUUGAAGUCCGUGCGAGAUUUUGCUGAGACUUUUCUGAAGAGUGAACCGAGACUCGACUUGCUCAUUAACAAUGCAGGUCUUAUCGCGUCAGGCAGAACUGAAGAUGGUUUUGGCAUGGCGUUCGGCGUCAACCACCUGGGCCACUUUUUGCUGACGCUGUUGCUGUUGGAUCGUCUAAAGCAGGCAGAGCACAGCCGUGUCGUCAACGUGUCCGCCCUGCUGCAUCGGCUGGGUUCUGUCGACUUCAACCUCCUCAACACGCACAAGGAUCUGGUCACAGGUCAGUCGUCCUGGGAUGCUCUCAGAGCCUACUGCCACAGCAAACUCUGCAAUGUGCUGUUUACCCGUGAGCUCGCAAACCGCUUGGAAGGGACGAGUGUCACGUGCUAUUGCCUGCAUCCAGGCGUCAUAGCCACUGAGAUUGGUCGGAAUAUGAAUAUGCUACAGAAGCUGCUUUACCCGGUCAUGUCCAAGCUGUUUUUCCUAGACCCAGAGGGAGGUGCGCAGACUACACUUUACUGUGCUUUGCAGGAGGGACUUGAGCCUCUGAGUGGACGGUACUUCUCUUCCUGCGCUCUGCAGAAUGUGAGCGCUGCCGGACGGGAUGAUGCCCUGGCCAGGAAGCUUUGGGAAGUGAGCGAGAGGCUGUGUGGCCUAUCCUAAGUGAGCUAAGUGGAACAAUAGAACUCCACACACAAAAGCCCAAUAACAAUAACAGUCACAGGUGGCUGGUUUUUGCAUUCGGUAUAUGUUGUUUUAAAAUGUGUUGUUGCUUUAAAUGAAUGCAGUAUAUUUAAAUUAGGGGUUCACCGAUAUUUAAUACCUGCUUGAUACAAUAAGCUGAUGCUAAUUUUUUGUAAUGGCCCUAUAAAUUGACGAUAUUAACAUUUUGUUUUAAUCAGAUAAAAAUAAAACACUAAAACCUAAACUGAAUUUAGGCAUCACAACAUUAUAAUGUACAGUAUGAAAAAUGGAUAUUCAUAUUGAGAUUGGUAAAGAGAAAGUUAAUAGUAAAAAUACUAUUAAAUUAUUAGUAUUUUUUAACGUUGACUUUAAAGUGUUAGAUGAUGGCAAAAGUAAUCAAUGUAAAAAUAGUAGAAAUGAGCUUAAAAAUGAAUUAUAAUUAAAUUGAUUAAUAAAAUGUACAUAAAAAUGGCCAAUAACUAAUGUUGUACCAAUGUAUUGUGCAUCUUUACUUUAAAUGAAGCAACAAUAUAUGCAUAGCUUGGGGAACCGUAACCAAAGUAACCUUUAAUGUCUCUAAGUUAAUUGUAAUGCUUAUUUUUGUUGAAAAUAUGUAGAGAUGAAGAAGAGUUUUUGUGAGCUUUGUAUUAAUGAUCUAUUGAUCUAUCUUUCAAUCAAUCUCUCUCUCUUUCUCUUUCUCUAUACAUCUCUUUCUCUGGACUAUUUCAUUGUGCUGUUCUUAUAAACAUGCGUGAAUGUGUUAUUGCUUUUUUAUUAUCAGUUUCUUUGACCUGAAUGGGAACAUUGCAUCCAUUUUUUUUUUUAAACUCAUGACCAAUUCAAAUGCCUCAUGUAUUUGAAAAUCAAAAUCAUACAAAGAAAAUAAAAAAAAAAACAAAGAAAAA